AAGCUUAUACAGAGUGUUCUACUUGUUCUGAAGAAAGUUUUCAGGACGAAGAAUCAUCUACAGUUUUUAACUCUAAAGUUAACUUAUAUGAAAAUUCCGGGCUAACUAAAUUGGUUAUCCAGUCCGAAGCUGACCUUUCCCCCUGCUUUAACCAAGAUUCUGAUAUUCUGAAAAUAACUGUUAAAGAUCCCGAAAAGAUCAAUGAUUCAGUCGGUUUUCACUUUGAGUAUAUAGUAGAAGCAAAGAAAAACAAUAAUUUAUUUUCUUCCUCCAAGAGACGGUACAACCACUUUGUGUGGCUUCAUCAAGGUUUGACCCUUCAACAUCCUUGUUGCAUUCUGCCCGGCUUGCCAAGCACCCACCUGACAGUAGUAAACGAGGAGGACACGUUGCAUCGGAUGUGUUCUUUGGAGUUUUAUUUAAACAGCCUCGCUUCCCACCCAAAACUCUCUAAGUCAAAUUUGUUAUUGGACUUUCUUGAAGGCGACGCUGCCGACUUUUUUAUGCCUGCGAGCGAUAACCCCGUGGAUUGCUUGAAGCCAAAAAGUUCAAACAUUCAGUGUUUUGAGUCAAGCAACUAUAAAAUUUCUGAGCGAUACGGAUACUGCUUGGCCCUCUCUCCCCCGCUGGCCAUCUUGGACUCAAAUUUUACUUUUAUUACGAAGCAUUACUUCGAUUCUUCUGCGUUGUAUAACAAACUACGGGAGGGUGUGAUUGCUCUGAGAGAUAGUGAUUCUCUGGCCGACGAGCCCAGUCUGGCAUUUUCUAAGCUCUUCGAGGAACUGGCCCUUUUCUUCGUGAAAUUUGGACACCGGUACCUUCGCUCCGUUGUAAUACCUUUGCAUGCUCAACAUUUGACAACAACUUCUGUCCAGAGAACACUGGCUUAUGAAAAUGAUCUCGUUGUUCACAAGGAAACAUUGCACGACCUGGUCAACAAAAAGACUCGAGAUAAGAUUGCUUGCGAGGGAGGGCAGUUGGGAUUGAGCUUCGGCCGUUUCGUUGGAAAGAAUUCAGAGCAGAUACAAAGAGAAAAACUCGAGCAUCUCGAUGCAGAUAUUAACGAUCUUCAAAAAAAGAAGAGUAAAGUCGAGCGUCUUCUUGAAGAACAGUCUGUGGUUAUUUCCCAAGAGUUCAACGAAUGGGACUCAAGAAGAGGGACUUGCAUAAAAACUGCACUUCGUUCAUUGGUUGACUGCCAAAUUCAGCAUGCUCGCCUGCAAAUUGAUCUCUUCAAAAGUCUUCUCUCCGUUAUAGUGAAAACCGAUUCUUAAAAGAAACCAAACCUCAGAAGUGUUUUUCUACUUGCGUUUAACGUUUUACUGUUAAAGUU
This is a messenger RNA of Zophobas morio, 1333 nucleotides long. RefSeq lists its product as uncharacterized. Gene Ontology annotation, cellular component: endosome. The transcript has 17 exons. Bases 399 to 1274 code for a protein of 291 amino acids. The record is from RefSeq and is a predicted model, not a curated record. NCBI's taxonomy places the organism in Eukaryota, Metazoa, Arthropoda, Insecta, Coleoptera, Tenebrionidae. Gene Ontology annotation, molecular function: phosphatidylinositol binding.